Messenger RNA from Apis cerana (Asiatic honeybee), 3771 nucleotides. It is a transcript of the gene MKP-4, whose product is annotated as dual specificity protein phosphatase MPK-4. Lineage: Eukaryota; Metazoa; Arthropoda; Insecta; Hymenoptera; Apidae. Gene Ontology annotation, molecular function: protein tyrosine/serine/threonine phosphatase activity. Gene Ontology annotation, cellular component: nucleus. The record is from RefSeq and is a predicted model, not a curated record. Gene Ontology annotation, biological process: protein dephosphorylation.
AUGGCGCAAGAAGCAACUAGUAAGUUAAUUACAGAAGAUUUUGAUGCUGGUCCAUCAAGCUAUGAUGAAAUUAUUCCUAGCUUGUUUCUUGGGAAUCUUACAGCUGCUACUGAUAUCAAGUGGUUAAAAGAAACUAAAAUAAAUUAUAUACUCACUGUAGAUUCAUGUCCACUUCCAAGAAAGAUUCAAGAGCUUUUACCAAAUUUGAUUAUAAAAUAUAUUUCAGUUACUGAUAUGCCACGUGAAGAUCUCUUAACUCAUUUUGAAGAUUCUUAUGAAUUUAUAGAUCAUGCUCUACAGUUAAAUAAUAAAAUUUUGAUACAUUGUUAUUUUGGUGUCUCUAGAUCAGCUACAAUUGUUAUUGCAUAUUUAAUGAAGAAAUAUGGAAAAAGUUUCUACGAUGCAUUUGAAGUUGUAAAAAAAAAAAGGCGUUUUGUUGGACCUAAUGCUGGAUUUUUGGCACAAUUAAAACUUUACGAAGAAAUGUGUUUUGGAAUAGAUAAUACUAAUGUACAAUUUAAAAUGUAUAAGUUACAAAUUGCAGCAGAUAAGGUAAGAAAAGCAAAAAUUUUACCACAAAAUUGUGCAGAAUUAAUAAAACCAGAUCCAGCUCUUGCUACGGUACAUCCAGAGCCAACAGUAUAUCGUUGUAAAAAAUGUCGAAGAAUCGUAGCUAGUGCUAGUAAUAUUUUACCACAUAUGCCAAAAGAAAAACAAAUUUGGAGACAUAUAAGUUCGAGAAAAACGUCUAAACAAUCAAAACCGUCACACGAACUAUUAGAACCGUUACAAAAAGAAGAGCAACAAUCUGUAGAAUUUUGUACUAAAACAUUAUUUGUGGAACCGCUAGCAUGGAUGCCCGACAUAACGCAUAAUGUUGAGGGUAAAUUAAAUUGUCCAAAAUGUAAUACGAAGUUAGGUUUUUUUAGUUGGAUAGCGGGUAGUCAAUGUCCAUGCGGCAGUAAAAUAGCACCUGCAUUUUAUUUGGUUCCUUCAAAAGUAGAUUGGAGUAAUGCUGUACAAAAUGUACAAGUAACUGUAUAGUAUUAAAGAUAUUUCUAUAGUUAAAAAUUUUGGACGGAUGAUUAACAUGUAACGAUUAAUAUAUAAGAAAAGGUUUUUGAAAUCUUUUUAUGUGGUUUUAGCUCGAUUAGUAUUAAUAACGAUUAUACAUGUGACCAAUAUAUUUAGAAAAUUUAUAUUCUAAUUUUGUGCCAAUAUUCGUACAUUACAUAUAAACAAAUAAUCGUAUUCAUUUUACGACUGUAAUUUUACAUAUUUCUUGCCGCAACGAGUAAACAACCCGUUCUUCCACUGUGCGAUCUUCGUAUUUAUAUAUAUAUAUAUAUAUUUUUUUCCUUUUUUCUAUGAUUAAUAUACAUAAUAUAAUAACUUUGUAGACUAACAUACUAUUUCCUGUAUAGAUGUCUUGUAUUAAGAUGCGAUAAUACAUUUACGAUUUUUAUUAUUUAUUAACUAUUUCAGUUCUACAAAAUAACAUUUCGAGUUAUUUUCAUUACCCUGUAUUUUAUUGCUUAAAUCCUACUUUUAUGCAUUUGUGUUUAAUCUAUUGGUCCUUUUGCAUAAUAAUAUUUCCCAAUAUUUUUUUUAUAUUAACUUACAAUUAUAAUAUUGGUAAAAACUUUGGUAUUUUAUAAAUUGAUGAUGCUUGAAAUUCGCAAAUUAGAAAAUAAAAUUAAGAGAGAGAGAGAGAGAGAAAGAUUACAUGCUUGCGUGCAUGGGAGAAUAUGAAGUUCCGUAUGGAUGCGUCCUAAAUCGUAAUGCAUUUAAAUUGCUCAUCGUGGAUCCUCCGUGAAUUUCUGUCUGAUGAUACGGAGGAAGAUUAACAUUUCCUAAAUUACUAUUUAUAAAUCCAUGGCAAGUAGAUGUUUGCAUAGAUGUGUAAUGCUGCGACGAUCUCCAAUACUCGCUAUAGGGAUAUUGCGUCACUUGAGGGGUUUGCAAAAUCUCCGAAUUAUUUUCCUGCGUAUGCGUUAUUCUGAUAGGUCGUAAAGGUAAAGUAGUUUCUACUUCUCUGUUAGUAGAGAUGCCUCGAUUAAUAGCAGAACUUCUUUCAUUCCGACGAAACUUGGCGCGUCUAUUUUGAAACCAUACCUAGAAUAAAAAUUUUUAAUUAUCAACAUAUUUAUAUUUAUAAAAAUUAUUUCCAUUUAUUAAGAUUGUGUUUAUAAAAUAAGAGAAAUAUAAAUAUAAUAGUUUGCGAUUCAUAUCUUGAUAAUAGAAUCAAAGUUUAUGCAAAUUUUAUAGAAAAUAGAAGAACAAACAAACAUAAGAAGGGACAUGGCAAGCAAAAGCUGGAUAGCGUGACGACUUCUGGCAACCGUACAGUUCACGGCAGACAGACAGAACGGAGAUGAGGAACUUAACAGCAGCACUGGCAGUGGAUGGAUCGACACGAGCAACGAAAAGUCUGCUUUCUGCACAAUCGUGUAACAGUCACCAGUCAUCACACACGUGCUAGAUACGAGACGUAUCAUACAGCAUGCGGUACGUCGUAUGCCAAGCACAGAUGUCGCUGGAACGACAAAACUAUCCUGCCAAGCUAAUCAUAGCUCCUUGCCCCUGACAACCUGUCUCCUCUGAUUUUCUGCUUAGCUAUCCACGGCGACCUCCAUCCUCUUUCCUUUUUUUUUCUCUUUUAUUUCUUUUCUUUUCUGCACCUCUGUCUGUCUGUCUGUCUGCCUGCCUGCCUGCUUGCCUGCUUUGCCUGCCUUCUUUCUAACGUUAGCCACCAUAAUCCCAAGAAACAUAUGUGAACUUGGCCCACCAGCGAUACGAUACUUUUUCUCUUUCACAUAUUCAUCAUGGUUUUUCUUCUAUUUCACGAAGUAAGUAUCAUUUUUGAACGUUUCAUUUAAUUAUUGUGACGUUACCUGUACUCUGGCUUCCGAUAAAGAGACACGUGUUGCAAGUUCUUCUCGAACAAAAGCGUCUGGAUAAUGCGUCCUUUCGAACACCCUUUCCAAAGCGGCUAAUUGUUCUGCCGAGAAUGUUGUCCUACUUCUUCUGGGUCUUCUACAUGCAGAUGCCGCUCACGAUAAGGAAGCAACGUUUCCAAAACAUAAAAAGCAAAGAUGAGAAGCAGUACAGACGUAGCUAUUCUUGAAUGACUCCACUGUGUUCGAGCGUUCAUCAAAGCGGUAUAAUGCGAACAGCAUGACUGGAAACACGCGAUUUCGAUAAAAUCAAACUCAUCGUAGAUCAUGGAUGGAAACGUGGAAACACAUCAAGCGUAUAUUCCGACUUAUGAAACGCGUGAUCUCAAAUUUUAUUCAAUUUUAUCCUUACGUAAAUGUUUAUAUAAAAUAAUUUGAUUGUACAUUUCCAGAAUUCUUACCUAAGGAGUUAGUUGGCGUCGAUAAUAAGCGUGAGACCGUGAAAUCUUGUGGUGUAUGAGGAUUCGUAAUCUGUGAAACUAUUACGCUGUUGUUUUCUACUUGUUCCGAAUUUCCACACAACAUUGUUUCGUUUAAAUAAUAAAUCUCCUUAAGAGAGUGGCAAAUUUUAAUUGAAAAAAUGAAUUAUAAAUUUUGUUACUCUUCAAGUAAUUAUUCUUGAUCACUUUGAGAUAUCGAAGUAAAUACGCGAUAUAGUCAUUGUGGUGUUUAAUAAAUCGUAAAAUGAAACUUCUUAUUUUGCACAAAUGACAUAGUAAUUCGAACUUUACGCCACGUGCUGCUCAUAUUUGAAAUUAUUCGCAAAACAUUUUAUAUGUACAUUUUUUUAAAAAAUUAUAAAGUUUGAUUUUUU